Messenger RNA from Durusdinium trenchii, 2022 nucleotides. NCBI's taxonomy places the organism in Eukaryota, Dinophyceae, Suessiales, Symbiodiniaceae. The record is from the annotation of a GenBank genome assembly.
AUGGCUUGGGUGACAAAGAGCGAAAGGUUCAAUUGGUCUGAAGAAGAUCCGACACGCGCUGCUUCACCCAGCCCAGGGCAGUAUGCCUUGCCAACUUCUUUCAAGGAGGAGGCCAAGACAAAGCCGUGCUAUGCUCCGUUCAAUUCUUCCUGUGGAGAAGUGCAGGGUGGGAUCUCGGGGAAGAAAGACAAUGCGUUAGGCCUUGACCCAGCGCGCUACAGCCCCAAAGUACCAGGAGCUUAUGACCACGGCUUGCCCAAGAAGCACAUACCUUUCACGACUGGAGCCUCAAGGUGGACGGAUCUCAAUCAGGACUUCAGACCUGGUCCUGGCGACUAUGCCUGCGCGAGGCAAACGUUGGCAGGUUCGCUUUCAGUGGCUUCGAGCAAGACCAUGGGAGUGGCGCCCGCCGAGCAGCGCAUGCUCUUCAAAUCGACAAGUGCGCCUUCAAUUCCUCGCGACAGCCAAUGCUAUGGCUAUGAUGAGGCGGGUGAUGGCCGCCUGAUCCGCCAAAACCGGAAGGAUGGCAUACAGCAGCUUUCAGGGAAGCCUGGAGACAGCGCUGGGCCUGGCCAGUAUGACUCGCACAAGUGUCGAGUCAUGGCCAACGGUGCUUUGGGUGGUCGGAUUAUGCCGCCCUCUGCAGAGCCGGUGACCAAGCCCUCGGAGACACCGGGCCCUGGGCAUUAUGUCACCAAGGGCAUCGCUCAGAGUGAGAAGCCCGUCUACUCGGCCUUUGCCUCCCAGUCAGAACGUGGGCCGUCAAAGCAUGAGCACAAGGCUGCAGCUGAGAUGCCCGGACCUGGCCAAUAUAUUCCCAGGAUCAACCGACGGCCCAACAUGCGGGAGUUGCAUCCGGAGCUUCAAUACUUCGGCAGCACCGCGGAGCGCUUCAAGGAGGAUGAGGCGGCCGUGAUUGCCAGCCAGCUGCCUGGGCCUGGGCAGUACGGCGUUCCACGACACCAGAACAAGGGCAAAAGCUUUGCGUGGCUCAAAGGGAAGCGCUUUCAGGAGCCCAAACAGAAAGACAUACGGCCUGGGCCUGGCGCCUACUACAAUGCCAAAACCUUUGGCCGCAAUGGUUCGGUGUCCAUCUUGGGCGGCAGUGGGACCUUAGCCUUCGGCAGCAUGGAGGCAAGACGCGGUGUCAGCGAUCCCCGAAAGGGCCAGGAGCCUGGCCCUGGUGCUUACUACGAAGGGGUCGAGGUACGAGAGUGUAGGAGGGGAUCCAAAGAAGCACAGAAGCCGCGCAAAGUCGUCCCCCCCAGCUCGUUCUUCCGGUCCACCGUUCCGAAGGAUGUCAUGGUGGCUCAGUACCAGAAGGAUGGCCAGAUUGGGCCACCCCCGGGAGCGUACAGCCCAAGAGCUGCAAAGGACCUGGGGACCAUCCAGCGCUUGGCACCAAAGAAUGAAGGCUUUGGUUCUGCCUCUCAGCGUCUCCAGGGUGAGGUGGUGACCAGCUGUGGGCCUGGUCCCGGCUGGUACAAAGUAAAGGACGUCACUGGUGGCAAGAUCCAGGGAACCUUCAAUCGCCAUGCUGUGGAGGCUGCUCCAGCAUGUGGUAUGCCGAGGGGCUUGGGCUUCGAGUCGCAAGCCAAGCGAUUUGGCCUUGGAGAUCCGAAAGGGGAGGUCUUGCCCGGCCCGGGCUCCUACAACACACGGAAAGACUCCGACUGGAUCACCCUGCCAGCAGAGCUGUUCUCACGGCUUUUCAUCAAAGGCACGAAUCCAGAUGAAUCCACCUUCCAGGUGUCGGGCACUAUGCGGCAGACUGGGCAGCCGGUGGUCGGCAUUUCAGGUGCACGUGACGGCGCUGGAGUUCGACCCUUCUCGCGCGCCCGGGCUCGAUCGCCGGGCGCCACCGCGGGGGCACCUGGUGGUGGACCUUCACAGAAUACGGCCUAUGGCUUUCAGAGCGCAGCGCAGAACCGAUCCUCUUUGGGAGGUAGUGGGACGUGGGGUGCCCCGGGCCGUGGGAUGGAGAGCAUCGCAUUGUUUUUAGAGCUUUUAGGUUUUGCUUGA